AUGUACGUGCCGCUGCGGAAGGAGGCCACGCUCGCGCAGCUGCUCCAGUGCCAGGACAUCCAGAAGUACUUCAAGGAGCAUGUCCACUUGCAGGAACAUCACCGCCGGCAAGCAGACUCCCAGCUCGCCAUCGUCCAGUCGGCUGACGCCAGCGCGCUCAACAACAACAACAUGACAAACAAGGUCUCGUACAUUCUCAACACAUUCUCGCUCUCGCACGACACCGCCUUCCACCAAGAAAUGCGUUUUCCCAUCGUCUUCAAGCAGGACUCUGCGGCCAAAGCCUGGAUCUUGCUCGGCACUACGACAAAGAUUCUCUCGCCCCGGCACCAACUCUGUCUGCUGCACGCCUUACGGGUCGCUGAAGAACGCGCCGAACGCGAUGAACUGGAACGUCGCUCUGCCCAGUCGCUGUACGAUCUCGGCCGCUAUCGAACGGCCGAGCUCGAACAACUCGUCCAGUACAACCGCGCCCUGUAUCAUACCGUGACCAGCGCCUUUCGCCCGGACGCACGGCUGCACGCGUACCUGGCCGAAUCGUCUCGCUGUGCGCAUCUGCACGUGUGCCCUCCGACACCACGCCCGCUCCACCGCCAGACCAUCCAAGCCGAGCGCGACGCGACAGGACAUCGGCACACGUCUCAGCGUGGCAUUGAAGACGCGCUGCAUGCGUGUUACACGUCGCUGCACGCCAACGAGGCGAAAUCGUCGAGCUGGAUCGAACAAUUGCCCCUCACGAUCGACAACCAGUACACGCGUUUGUAA
Saprolegnia parasitica CBS 223.65 is the source of this 765-nucleotide messenger RNA. RefSeq lists its product as hypothetical. The record is from RefSeq and is a predicted model, not a curated record. The transcript has 5 exons. Bases 1 to 765 code for a protein of 254 amino acids. Lineage: Eukaryota; Oomycota; Saprolegniomycetes; Saprolegniales; Saprolegniaceae.